AGCGGAGGCAGGUGGGGUCGCCGCCGCCGCCGCCGCCGCCGCUGGCUGCCGCUCGCCGCCGCCCGCCGCCGCCGCCGUCGCCCGCCGUUUGGGCGGUCAGUUGUGAUCCCGCCGUGGGCAAGGUGGUAGCGGCGCGUGGCGCUCGCGCUAGAGACGGUCGAGUGUGCGGACGAGAGACUUCAAACCGAUCGGUGGAGAACAAGAAUUGGACGGUUGAGGUGCCGGUAAAAAGGCCAGCGUCUCCCCAGAGUCUCCAGCGGCCCCGUCCGCCCCCUCUCCGCACUACAGAUGGAGGAGAAGCGACUACAGCGCGCGGACCUGCCCGAACGGCCCCUGCCGGAGGAACCUGGUCGCCGCCGUCGCCGACUGCGGGCCAACUCCCUCUGGUCGUGCUGGUACGGCAUCUUCACAUGCUGCGUCCACGUAGCACUCGCCUGCCGUGCUCUGCAGGCCUACCGUGCCUACCUUCAGCUGCCCUGGCAGAGUCCGCCUCCGGAGCUGGCUGCCUAUGUCGGCAUGGUGGCUGUGUCGCUCUCAAUCGCACCGUUGUUUCUUCUGGCUUCAUGUCUUCGAGUUGGAAAUCGAGCAAACGAUGGCGCUCGGUUUGGCUCGCCACGAGUCCGAGAGCAAGCACUGCCUUCUCCGAGGCCUGGGGCUCUGAAAAACAUGUGGCGUCAUGGACCUCCGACUGCUCCGCUACUUCAUGUGCUGAUGGCCGGCCUCCUCUGCUGCGCUGAAGUGAUCAUGGAAGCAAGACUCAUCGGAAAUGGAUUCUUACCGCCUGAUCUCGUAUGGCGCUCCGAUCUCGACGCUUUUCUGGACCUUCAGACUCGCGUUCUACCUCUUCAGUUCGGCGCCGAACGAGCUAACAUGACCGUCGUGGCCACAGCGCCGCCGCCAGCCCUCGUUCUCGACCCUGUGAGCGGAUACGUGCGCCAGCCCGCCACCCUCCUGGUCAGUCCCCAGACGCUGCAUCUCGCCGGUGCUCUUCUCGUGCUCGCCAUCCGAUACGCAGCUGUGUUCUGGGACACCCAGCGUGCUCUGGCAGCUGUGUUCUCGGCACAGUUGCUGCUGAGCGGAGCACACCUGCUGCUGUCGCUGUGUGGGUUCUCUGUGCUAUACAAGAUCCACGUAUAUGGCGGAGCCGAACUGCUACGUCUACCAGACCCCCUGUUGCUGAACGCUCCGCUUACAGCUCUACUCUUCGGUCUCUCAAGCGUGUUGGUGCUCAUAUCCGGCGCCACAGUCUACCUCUACGGAUUCCAGAAACUGGCAGCCUUCGUGGCCACCUACCGUCGCGAACUUCCCGAACUGGCGGAGUCGCGCUGUCGUCUCUGGGGAUACUUCUCACACAGUGCAGCGCUGUGUCUUCUGCUAGCUGUGGGAGUAGCCGAUGGACCGCUUUUGUACGAGCUUAGCGCUGUCUAUCGUGCAUCCCUCGACCCCGCCUGUCUUGUGGCAGUCAUUGGAGCCAUCGCACAUCACUUCCUCUGGGUUCUGCUAUGGCUGGCGUUGACUCUUCGUCACCGCUGGCAAUUCAAGCUGAAGGUAGAAGCUGCACGAGUCGCCGUACCUGAUGCUCCUCAUGUUCACCUCGUACAUGAGGUAGCACUUCGUCGUGAGCGUGGCGAAACCACGCCACUUCUCGUGGUUGGCAACAGUGGAGCGUUUUCCGUUACCGAACCCAUGGCGCAGAAUCUGAUCUUGGGCGUCGCCACGCGAAAAUGUGGACCAUCGAAGGCGGUGCCGAUGGCGCCGCUACAUGCAGCGUCCGGACGUCAGAGUGCGGCAGCGAGGCGACAGGCUCGUGAAGCUGAGGAGGAAGAAGAGGAACGAUACGUCCAGCUACCGCGUCACCCGCAGCAGCGGCGAUCGCGGGUCACCUUCGAGCGAGAAGGAUCCUUCAGGAGAUGCGGAGGAUACCAGGCCGUACCUACCGAGGACGGUCGAGAGCGGUCUCCGAUGUACCAUCAGCCGGAGGAUGGAGAGUAUGCCUCUCUCUACAAAAGCCAGCAACAGCUGCGUCGUGCUGCUGCCUGUGACGGCCACGGAGCAUCACGGCAGCCCCUGCUGCCCCAUCGUUACGCCAUCCGGCCUCCUCCUGAAAGCGUCUACAUGGCUCGCGCGGAGCUCCCGCCUCCUCCAGUACGUCGAGCCAACAGCUUUGAGGCCCUCCCGCGCGCCGCCGACGGACCGCAGCGCAGUUUCAGCUUCCGCAAUCGGUCGGCAGGUGGCAGGCGGAUCGCUAACACCGAGCCGAAGGUGGCGUUUGACCUGAGGACGACGGUGAUCGGGGAGUCGCCGCCGCCUCCGCGGGCUCAGAUGCCCUCCGCGAAUUCGGCGUUUUCACCGCCGGAGCCGACGAUUGCGGAGACGGCGUUGAAUCAUCUUCCGCCGCCUCCCCCGUCGAUGCUGCCUCCCCCUCCCUCCCCUCUGAGGUUAUAUGAGGAUGCCGAGAGGAUAAAUGCUCUUGGCGAUAUGCCACGCAUGCGCAGUCCACGGUCCAUCGGGGUCAUCAAUCAGCUGAAUACCAGCGGGAGCAAGCGAGACUCUGCCAACUUUUCGAUGAGUGUUAGCAGUGGGAGUGAUUCUGGAUCAACGUGAAGGUUAGAUCCAGAACUCCGGCUAAACGUCCGUACUUCAUAGAUUUGCAUUUGCACUUAUAUUCAUGUUUCAUAUUCGUCAUGUGAUUUUGUGGCUGAAAGAGCUAGAGCGAAAGCUUGUGCACUUUUAAGUGAUGUCGGAAACUGGUUAAGCAUACGUCUUAUUUAAUUUGGCAUGCAUAUUAUUGAUACGUCUGUAUACAUGCACGAAUUAGCCACACAAUUUCAUUGUAUAUUCCACGGAGCCCUUACAUUAUCAAAGUGUGAAAUGCCAACUUUGAAUCAGAGUUAUUCGUUAACACGUGUGAUGCCUAAAAUUUCAACGAAGCUUUUUACAAGGUGCCAAGAAAAUGAUCGCCAAAAUCGGCUAGUUUAAGGCUAGUGAGGACGAAAAAUAUUAUAAAUUUAUCUUAUACUAUGUGAAAAGCAGACUUCACUAUUGUCCAAUGUCUACAACAUCAGAGUUGUGCUUAACUCGAUUUAAGCCUACAUCUGAUGCACAUCGGCCGUGGGUUAUGCUUUUAUGUCGUUUGUUUUGUCCUCUCUGUAUUGGUGUACUGUGUAUCUUUGUAUAUUGAAGAGGAAUGCUCGCUUUGAUCUCAAUGUUAUGUCACGUGACUGUAACCUGUGUUUGAGUUGUAUUUGUUUAGUCACUGCGCAUACGAACUGUAUCGUAAUUUGUAUUAUUCUAUGUUUGAUAUGAAUGACAAUAUAGUCGCUUUGAGAAA
Messenger RNA from Amphibalanus amphitrite, 3331 nucleotides. RefSeq lists its product as uncharacterized. The record is from RefSeq and is a predicted model, not a curated record. Bases 289 to 2604 code for a protein of 771 amino acids. NCBI's taxonomy places the organism in Eukaryota, Metazoa, Arthropoda, Thecostraca, Balanomorpha, Balanidae. The transcript has 6 exons.